AUGUCUAGUUGUGGUGUGUGUAUGAAGUCUAUUGCAGGUAAUAAGCCUAAAGUAACGUGCAGCGUCUGCAAAACCGAUGUUCAUGCCGUGUGCUUGAAGUUUAGUAAAGCGGACGUAGACUGCAUUACCCAGGAUGGUAUGGUGUGGAGGUGUAAGAACUGUGCAGCUGAAAGACGGAAAAGUAUGCGGUUUGAGUUAGAGGCGGGUGAGGGCAGGUUAUCUCUUGAAGACGUUAUGAAGGUCGUCACAGAAAUAAGGGAUAGUCAAAAACAAUAUGAAAAAAGUUUUAAUACUGUCAUCGAAGCUGUGAAUUUGCAACUUGCAGAAAAUACAGAUGCAGUGAAGGCUCAGAGCAACGAGUGUAUUAAAAUGAGUAAUCUCAUAGAGGCCCUCACAACUGAAAAUGGCCAAUUAAAGAAAAAAGUAAAGGAGUUGGAAACUCGUCUGGAAGACAUUGAGCAAUACUCAAGAAGCAACUGCAUUGAGAUGCAAGGAAUUCCUCUGGAGCCUGCAGAAGAUGUGUUAAACAUUGUAAAAGACGUCGGAAGAGCCUUGGACCUUGAUAUCUCUGACACUAUGGUUGACGCAUGUCACAGGUUGGGCGUACAGAAAACUGGAGACAAGCCACCAGGGAUAAUAGUGAAGUUUGUGCGUCGCAUGGGCAAAGAGAGUUUUAUUCAGCGGAGGCGUGUGAAGACGACCCUGUCGACCCGCCACAUUGGCAGGAAGGACGAUCGCUCGAUCUAUGUCAAUGAGUCGCUGUCACCAGCUCGGAGGAGGAUACAUGCAUUGGCGAGGAGGUUUCAGCGUGAGAAGAACUGCAAAUUCCUCUGGAUCCGAAACGGGAAAAUCUUCAUGAGAAAAGAAGAUAAGGCGCCAGUCAAGAUCAUCUCGAGUGAGGAGGACUUACAACGGUAUCUGUAA
This is a messenger RNA of Homalodisca vitripennis (glassy-winged sharpshooter), 924 nucleotides long. RefSeq lists its product as uncharacterized. The transcript has a single exon. NCBI's taxonomy places the organism in Eukaryota, Metazoa, Arthropoda, Insecta, Hemiptera, Cicadellidae. The record is from RefSeq and is a predicted model, not a curated record. The coding region runs from base 1 to 924 and encodes 307 amino acids.